Messenger RNA from Vicia villosa (hairy vetch), 1512 nucleotides. RefSeq lists its product as uncharacterized. Gene Ontology annotation, molecular function: zinc ion binding. The transcript has 3 exons. The coding region runs from base 64 to 1512 and encodes 482 amino acids. Lineage: Eukaryota; Viridiplantae; Streptophyta; Magnoliopsida; Fabales; Fabaceae. The record is from RefSeq and is a predicted model, not a curated record.
UUGGCAUUUGGGGUUGUUGAAACAGAAACAAAAGAAUCUUGGAAGUGGUUUAUACAGCUGUUAAUGGAAGAUAUUGGAAUAGAGAAGAGAUAUGUAUUCAUCUCAGACCAGCAAAAGGGUUUGGUGGCUGUUUUUGAGGAAAUGUUUGAAAGGAUUGAGCACAGACUUUGCUUGAGGCAUUUGUAUGCAAAUUUUAAGAAAAAGUUUGGUGGAGGAGCACUUAUAAGAGAUCUAAUGAUGGGAGCAGCCAAGGCCACAUACCAUCAAGCAUUCUUGCAGAAGAUGACUGCAUUAAAGGCUGUAGAUCCACAUGCUUGGGAAUGGCUAAUGGGAGUGACUACUAAAUCUUGGUGUAAGCAUGCUUUUGGCUAUUAUCCUAGCUGUGAUGUUUUAAUGAAUAACAUAUCUGAAUCCUUUAAUGCAACAAUCUUAUGUGCUAGGGAUAAACCAAUAUUGACAAUGUGUGAGUGGAUUAGGAAAUAUCUAAUGAAUAGGUGUAGCCAAUCUACUUUGAAACUUGAUAAGUGGCCACACAAAAUCAUGCCAAUCCCUAGGAGGAGACUAGAUGUUGAGGUAGCUAUGAGUGGUCAGUGGUUACCAACAUGGGCCAUGGGGGAAAAUUUUCAAGUCACACAUGCCUAUAACAGCCAAGAAUUUAUAGUUGACAUAGCUAAAAGAUCAUGCUCAUGUAAUUUUUGGCAGCUAGUUGGUAUACCCUGUAGGCAUGUUGUAGCUGCCCUAGGAUUUAGACAGCAAAAUCCAGAGUUGUUUGUUAAUGAAUGCUACAGUAGGGAGAAAUAUGCUUUGUGCUAUGGUUUUCCUAUUAGUCCUAUAAAUGGACAGGACAUGUGGCCUAAUGUUGAAAGUGAAUAUAUAUUGCCUCCUGACUUUAAAAAGGGUCCUGGUAGACCAAGGAAAUUGAGGAUUAGGGAAACUGGAGAGGAAGGUGCUAGGAGGAGGCUACCUGGUGUGUCUUACAGGUGCACUAGAUGUGACAAGAUUGGGCAUAAUAUCAAGUCAUGCAAGAGCAAGGUGCAAGAUCCAAGUGCCUUGAAAAGAAAGAAAAAAGGACAAUUGAGGGCUGCUAAUAAUGCAAGUGUUGACACAUGUGAAGCCAAUCCAACUGCUACAAAUGAGGUCAAAACAAAUGUGGUGAAAGAGGCCAAUCCAAAUGAGGUCAGAACAUGUGAAGCCAGUGCAAGUGAGGGCAAUCCAAGUCAAGGCAAGCCAAGAGCAGUGAAAACCAGUCAGGCCAAAACAACACCAGCUGAAGAAAGUGCCAAAAACAAGGGAAAAGCUCAAGUGAAACCAGUGAGAAAGAGGGUCAGUGAGAGAAUUAAGGAAAAUUGGUUUAAAAAACCAAAACCUUUCACAGGCCCUGGGUCUGCACCAGAACAACCAUUUUUGAUAACAGAGGAGGGUGAUGGCAAUGACUCACAAAGGAAGAAGAAGACUACUCCUAAGAAGACUAUGAAGAAGACCCCUAAAAAGAAGUCUAUCAAUGACUUGUAG